Messenger RNA from Coffea eugenioides, 5817 nucleotides. RefSeq lists its product as uncharacterized. The coding region runs from base 90 to 5504 and encodes 1804 amino acids. Gene Ontology annotation, molecular function: protein binding. NCBI's taxonomy places the organism in Eukaryota, Viridiplantae, Streptophyta, Magnoliopsida, Gentianales, Rubiaceae. The transcript is spliced from 10 exons. The record is from RefSeq and is a predicted model, not a curated record.
AUUAGCAGCACACAGCAGCAGUAGCAGCAGGGUUUCUUCGGCCGCAAAUAAUUCUCUACCUUUUCUUUGAGUCGUCUUCAUCAACGUCCAUGGCUGAUAAGACCGACUUCGAUUCUCGCCCUAGCCAGAUCUCCAAAGAUGCACAAGUGUCGGAGAAUCCUAUUCCGCUUUCACCGCAGUGGCUUCUCUCCAAGCCAGGGGAGAUUAAGAGUGGGAUAACUGGGCAGGAGAACCAUUUUGUCCCUCAUCCGGGUUAUUCCAGUCGCUCAGAUAUCAUGAAAUCACCUGGAAUUGGUGAGGACACACGCGAGAUCAAUAAGAAGAAAGAUGUCUUCCGGCCUUCUGUGCUGGAUAUGGAAUCUGGCCGGCGUGAUCGCUGGCGUGAUGAAGAAAGGGAUACCAAUUCAGCUGUUCGUAGGGAUCGAUGGAGGGAUGGUGAGAAAGAGCCUGUUGACAACCGCAAAACAGAUCGUUGGACUGAUUCAUCAGGAAGACAAUAUGCAGAUGCACGCCGUGGCCCAACUGAGCGAUGGACGGAUUUGGGAAAUAGGGACGGCAACCAUGAUCAGCGUCGGGAGAGCAAGUGGAACACACGCUGGGGGCCUGAUGAUAAGGAGACAGAUAAUGUGCGUGAGAAGUGGGCAGAAUCCAGCAAAGACUCAGACCUACUUCUUGAUAAAGGGCCAUCCAGUCUUGCUUAUCAUGGAAAGGAAGAAAAGGAGGGGGAUCAUUAUCGUCCUUGGAGAAUGAACUCCCACAGCCGAGGAAGGGUAGACCCUCCUCCUCACCAAACUUUGACCCCAAGCAGACAGGCUCCUGUGUUUACUCAUGGUCGGGGACGUGGGGAAACUAGUGGCCUGACCUUCUCUGUUGGUCGGGGUAGAGUUAGCUCUGUCAGUAAUGCAUCCGCUCAGUCUUAUUCAGUUGGGUAUGUGUCAGAAAAAGGUGAAACUGCCCAUGGAGAGUCCUUACCUUGGAGAUACAGUCGAACAAAGCUGCUUGACGUAUACAGGACAACAGACACGAGAUCAUGUGAGAAAAUUUCCAAUGUCGUCCAGCAAGUACCUCCACUUACCCAAGAAGAACCCAUAGAACCUCUUGCACUAUGUACACUGACUAAUGAAGAAUUGAUGGUCUUGAAGGGAAUUGACAGGGGAGAUAUUGUCAGCAGUGGUGCGCCACAAAUUACUAGAGAAGGGUCUAUUGGAAGGAACUCAACUGAUUUUCUGCAGUCAAGACGGAACAAGCUUGGUAGUAAAGAAGAUUUACCACAUGACAUAAAUGAUUCCAAGGAGGAAAACAUGGAAAAUGCUGGUGGUGGUUCAAAUUAUUCAGAAAGCAUGUCCCAGGAGAAGCAGGUUUACUCUUAUGGGGGUGGUACAAGGGUUGAGAGUGUGCAGGAUUAUCAGAAGUUUUCUGAUUAUAAAUUUAAUUCUGAAGGAGAAGACAACACUCCUUCUAGGAAGAAUGAUGAUGUGCCUAUUAACAGAGAACCAAACAUGCAAGGACCUCCCUCUAUUCUACACGGAGGUACAUGGCGGUCCUCAUCAAUUGGGGAGCGCUCACCUUCAGUCUCACAUGAUUGGAGAGAAGUUCCUGCAGCUGUAAAUUCCAGGGCUCCUGAUGUUGGUAGGUCAGAGUCACAGAAAGACGUAAAUGCUGAAUGCGAAAAACGCGUGGCAGAUCAAUCAUUUGCCAGACUAUCGCGGAUUGCUGAUGAUUCUACUAUAAGAAAGCAACCAACUGCAAUCUUCAACAAGGAACAAGAGGUGCAGAAAGUUUUGCAGUCUUCUCCUGAAGACCUGGUUCUUUAUUAUAAAGAUCCACAAGGUGAAAUUCAAGGUCCUUUUUCGGGGAGCGAUAUUAUUGGAUGGUUCGAAGCAGGCUAUUUUGGCAUUGACUUGCUAGUACGCUUAGCUGGUGCACCACCUGAGUCAUCAUUUUGUCCACUUGGAGAUGUUAUGCCACACCUGCGUGCCAAAGCUCGUCCACCGCCGGGAUUUGGUGCAGCAAAGCCAAAUGAAAUCACCGAUGCAUCCAGUCGGCUUAAUUUCAGCAACUUUGGAACACUUCAGUCUGGUUUGAAUGAGAUUGACAUGGUGAAGAAUGAACCUAGGUAUCAACAUCAUUCAACAACAGAGGCUGAAAACAGGUUCCUGGAAUCGCUGAUGACUGGCAAUUUGAGUGGUGUCCAACUUGAGAAGGCUGUUCUCUCUGAAGGUAUCAGAGGAUAUAUUGGAAAUAAUACCAGUGCAGCACCUCCGUUAGCAGCUGAAAAUGCUGAUAAUGUGUAUCUGUUGGCUAAAAAGAUGACACUUGAGAGGCAGAGGUCUCUACCAAAUCCCUAUUCAUAUUGGCCUGGGCGAGAUGCAGCUACCCCUCUUCCCAACUCAGAGAUUCUCCAGGACCCGUCAGUGCCUCAUUCAAGACUUCUAUCUUCGCUUGCUGAAAAUGCUCGUCCGCAGCAGACUUCUCCCAAUGUUGAUUUGAUGGCCAUCCUCCAAGGUUUACCUGAACGAUCUAAUACAGUUCUUAAUAAUGGAGCAAGUGGUUGGCCAAAUUUCUCAACUCAAGGAGGGUUGGAAUCGCUUCAAGAUAAGUUGGACGUACAUCAAGCUCAGAAUUAUCCUCCUCAGGCUGCAUAUGGAAUUCAACAACAAAGGCUACAGCCGCAAAUAAAUUUACCGAGCCAAGUUAUGGAAAAUUCUUCUAGCAUGUUUAGUGCUGAAAAACUACUUUCUUCUGGUCUUUCUCAAGAUCCACAGCUCUUAAGUUUGCUGCAGCAACAGCAACUACUGCAAGCUCAAUCCCCAGCUGCAUUACAGCAGCUCAGUAUAGUGGAUAAAAUUUUGCUGCUUAAGCAGCAACAGAAGCAGGAGGAGCAGCAACAGUUCCUGCGUCAGCAUCAACAAUUUCUUUCACAAGUGCUUCCUGAUCAUAAUUCACACCAGAGGUUUGGCGAGUCCUCUUAUGGCCUGUUACAAACUGCUGGAUAUUCUGCAGGAAUUGCUCCAAGUGAUCAUUCGCGGUUCCAGCCAUCUCAUGAAUUGUUUCAUAUUGGUUCUCAGGUUCAUGCUCCUAAUUUGAAGGAUGAACGUGUUUCUAACUUUUUACUUUCUCAGAGUGUUUCUGAGGUUGCCAACCAAAAUGUUGGUGCUGAAACCCAUUUACCCCAUCAAAUGUUUGGUACUGCUGCCCAUCAGAAUAGUUGGAAUUAUCCUUUAUCAGAACAAGUUGAUAAUCUUGAGCAGAAAAGUUCAUUGACGACUACUAGCAUGACUGAUUCUUUGUCGCAUAUAGGAAUAAGAAACGGUUAUCAAUUAGAUCCAUUGCAAAGUAAUGAACCUAUUGUAGUUGCUACCUCUAAAGCUGCUGUAAGUUUUUGUGAGGGGGAACAUUUUGAAGAAUCCAUAGCUCUGGAACCACCUGCAGCCCUUGAAAGUGAUGAAAAAGACUUUUUCAUUGGAGAGCAGGUAGAAGUUGUAAAGCCGGCAGCUGAAGCCAAUGAAGGACUACAAGCUGAAGGAAAGAAAAACACUGAAGAGUCCUCUGUGGUGAAGGAAGUGAAAAAUGUCGAAGCACGCGAUAUGAAAAAAUCAUCUGAUAAAAAGUCAAGAAAGCAAAAGGCCUCUAAGGCUCAGUCUUCUGACUUGGCAAAAGGAGUGUUGAAGACACAGGAACUGAGGUUGGGAGAAGUUGAAGGCACAAAUGGUAAGAUAAUAAAAUCUGAUACACAAACUCUUCCAGAUGACCUAUUUGUGUCUUCUGCAGCCGAAGAAAAAGAGCAUAAAAGUGAUAAGGUGACGGCUGACAUUGUACAUGUCCGGCAGGGGCAGAAGUCAUCCAUUUCCAAAGAUGAUAGUGAAACUCUUGAUGAAAAUGUUGAACUAGGACAGGCUGGGUCUAUCUCACAGUUCAAUAACACACAGCUACAAGCUGGGCAACGAGCUUGGAAGCCUGCUCCUGGUUUCAAGCCAAAGUCAUUGCUGGAAAUCCAACAGGAAGAAGAGAGGAGAGCACGCACAGAAAUUGCAGUUUCUGAGACAGCCACGGCUUUCAGCUCCUCGAGUGUUUCUACCCCUUGGGUGGGGGUGGUUGCAAGUUCAGAUUCCAAGUCAAUCAAAGAAUCUAAGCUAGACCCAGUAAGUGCCACCUUAAAUAUUGGCAAGUCGGACAGCUCCCGUAAUCAGAAAAAUAGGAAGAGCCAAUUGCAUGAUUUGUUUGAGGAUACCAUUGUGGCUAAGUCAAGUGAAAGAGAUCCAGAGAUUUCUGACAAUUUGUCUAGUUUGCCUUCUGCAUCUGCUAUCAGCUCACACAGUGAUCCUGUUGAUGAUAGCAACUUCAUUGAGGCUAAAGAUACUAAGAAGAGCCGUAAAAAAUCUGCUAAAUCUAAGGGUGCUGGAUCAAAGGUUUCAAUUCCUACUGCUGUGUCAGAUGUGUCAGUGGGGUCAAGUCCCAUUGAGAAAAGUAAAAAUUCUCGUCACCAAGAGAAGGAACUAUUACCAGCAAUUCCUUUGGGCCCUUCCUUGGGAGAUUUUGUUGUCUGGAAGGGGGAGUCUACAAGUUCUUCCGCGGGUCCUGCAUGGUCUACUGACUCUGGAAAGCUCCCAAAACCUGCAUCAUUGAGGGACAUUCAAAAGGAACAGGGAAAAAAGGUCCCCUCACCACAGAUCCCAGUGCCUACAUCACAGAAGUCUGCACCAAGUCAGCUUGCACGGGGAGGUGGUUCUUCACGGUCAGCUUCUGCAUCUUCUCCAGCCAAGGCUGCAUCUCCUGUUCAAAUCAAUGCUCAAGGUCCUCUUUCAAAGCAUAAAGCUGAGGAUGAUUUGUUCUGGGGGCCCGUGGAGCAACCCAAGCAAGAGUCAAAGCUGUCCGAUUUUCCUCAACUCGGAAGCAGCUGGGGAAGCAAAAACACCCCUGUUAAAGCAUCUUCUGGGGUGGCAUUAAACCGUCAGAAGUCUGCAAGUGGAAGGCUGGUGGAGCAUCCAUCUAUUUCUAAUGCUUCUGCUAACUCAUCUCUGAAGGGAAAGAAGGAUUCCUCAACAAAAUAUUCAGAAGCUAUGGAUUUCAGAGAAUGGUGUGAAAGUGAGUGUGCCAGGCUUAUUGGAACAAGAGAUACAAGUUUUCUAGAAUAUUGUGUGAAGCAAUCUAGAUCGGAAGCUGAAAUACUUCUGAUAGAGAACCUUGGUUCCUUCGAUCCUGCCCAUGAAUUCAUUGACAAAUUCCUCAACUACAAAGAUCUUUUAUCUGGUGAAGUCCUUGAAAUUGCUUUCCAAAGUCAGAAUGAUCGAAGGGUCACUGGCUCAGGUUCUGGACAGAUGAUUUCUGACGAUGGUGGUUUUAGGGGAAUGGACCAGAGCAAUGCAACUGCUGCCGAUGCUUCCACAAAAGGGGGAGGAAAGAAGAAGGCUAAAAAAGGAAAGAAGGUAAGCCCUUCGGUGUUGGGAUUUAAUGUGGUUAGCAACAGGAUCAUGAUGGGAGAGAUUCAGAGCGUUGAAGAUUGAGUAAAAACUUUGGGCCUUUUGUACAUACAUUACCUUGAGGUCUUUUGUAAAUGUUUUUCUUUUAGGUUUUUUGUUCACUAUAGAGCUGCAGCAGUGCUAGGUAUCUGCUCGAGCAAUUUUGUGAGGGAUUGUUAACAGGAGUACUAGUUACUCAGCUAUAGAUUUAGCGUGGCUUACCCGUCAAAAGAGGUGGCCUUCUUUGUAUCACUUCUGAAGGGCCUUUUAGCUGCUAUUUAUUUUCACGUGUUUUGUACAACCGUCCUUUCUAAUCAACCUUCCAUUAUUUUUAAGAAACAAGUGCAAUUACGUCCCC